Molecule: messenger RNA, 957 nt
Organism: Oncorhynchus nerka (sockeye salmon)
Lineage: Eukaryota; Metazoa; Chordata; Actinopteri; Salmoniformes; Salmonidae
Exons: 4
Coding region: 1-957 (318 amino acids)
Source: RefSeq, a predicted model, not a curated record
AUGGCGCACGUGCGCAGCCGGUUUGGGUUCUGUGUAAUCGUCAAGCUUGCUGUAAGUCAUGCAUCCAAUGACACCAUCCCCCGUAGUGUGGAGUACUUGGUACGAGAGACUUCUACCUGGUUUUCAGAGUUUCCAAAGCGCAGGGAGGCCUACAAGGCCAGAUAUGAGACCAUCAACUGUGAGGAGAAACCUUUACAGAUAACCAAGGUGUGUGCCACACGUUGGCUCUCCAUUGAACCCGCGGUUACACGCAUUUUGGACCAGUGGGAGGAGCUUAGGCUGCAUUUCACAGUCACCAAGUCCAAGCAUGACGGGCCAGCAGCCUCAGUCUCAGCCGACAACACCGGCAGAGGAGACACGGCAGUAACUGCCACUAAUGUUACCGGCACCUUUGACGAUCUCUCGCUGAAGGUGGUACCUAUCUCUAUCGGAUCCAUCCCUCCUCUGAGCCAGUUAGACAGCCAUGUGUCAGUUUUAGACAGGGAGAAGACAGGGGCUACCCUCCUGUUCUCUGGGAUAUUCCUGGAUCUGGUGGGCAUGACGUUCAAAGUCAUGGGCUGGCUUAAGUACAAUGUCAGCCGCAGCUUCGAGUGGACCCAGCUGCUCGACCCCAUCCUGCUGUCUGUAGGAGGCACCUUCAUCCUCAUCAGCGUCUGUAUGUUCAGGAUUCUCUCCUGCCGGGUGUGUAAGCCGAAGGACCGUGGCGAAGAGUUUUCUGAAUCACUGACGAUCCCAGGGUCCUGCCAAUCAAUUGUGUUCAACGGGAUCAAUCAGCCAAUAAUGUUUUACAAAGCCACGGUAGUGCAGUAUAUCCCAUCUCCAUAUGGAUUUGUGACACAGGAAGUGAAUUCAGAAAUGGAAAAUUGGAUUUGCUGCACAUUAGAAAAUGUGACCUGCUGCUUCUUUGGAGUCCAUCGGGGCGCUUUUAUCAAUGAUGAUUUAUCCUCCCGGUUUUGA